AAAAGGAAAUAAAUAAAUAAUUAUUUGUUGCUUCCUUUUGUGUAAAAUUCAGAGAGAACUGUCCACCCUUUUUCGUUUUUCUCCUUAUUACAGACCCCCCUUAAUUGAUGGUGCUCUGUAUCCCCUUUUUCUUCUGCAAGAACUACACCAACUAAACCUUCUUUUUCAACUUUUUUUUGGAGGCUGGUGGUUUUUUCUUCCAAUCCUUGAGGAAAACUAAGAAAAAGUGAGCCAUGUCAGGCUUGUACAAUCCCAACUUCUCUCCUGCUAGAGCUGCUUCUCCUCAGAUUAGGAGCAAUCCAGACGUGGACAGUCAGUAUCUAUCAGAGUUGCUGGCAGAACAUCAGAAGCUUGGACCCUUCAUGCAAGCUCUUCCCAUAUGCAGCCGCCUCCUAAAUCAAGAAAUAUUAAGAGUUUCAGGAAUGUUAUCCAACCAAGGUUUUGGUGACUUCGAUAGACUUCGGCAUAGAAGCCCUAGUCCCAUGGCUUCUUCAAACCUUAUGUCCAAUGUCAGUGGAACAGGGUUGGGUGGAUGGAAUAGCCUUCAGCAGGAGAGGUUGUGCGGACCCCCUGGAAUGACAAUGGACUGGCAAAGUGCACCUGCAAGUCCUAGUUCAUUCACUGUUAAGAGGAUAUUGCGCUUGGAAAUUCCAGUAGAUACAUAUCCCAAUUUCAAUUUUGUUGGAAGGCUUCUGGGGCCUAGAGGCAAUUCCUUGAAACGUGUAGAAGCUACAACUGGGUGUCGUGUGUAUAUUAGGGGAAAAGGUUCAAUAAAGGAUCCAGACAAGGAGGAGAAAUUAAGAGGAAGACCAGGCUAUGAGCAUCUCAAUGAACCCCUGCACAUUUUGAUUGAGGCUGACUUACCUGCCAAUGUUGUUGAAAUAAGGCUCAGGCAGGCUCAGGAAAUUAUUGAAGAACUUCUCAAGCCUGUGGAGGAGUCACAGGACUACAUCAAGAGGCAGCAGUUGCGUGAACUUGCUAUGCUGAAUUCAAAUUUCAGAGAAGAGAGUCCAGGGCCAAGUGGCAGUGUGUCUCCAUUCAACUCCAGUGGAAUGAAACGCGCAAAGACGGGUCGCUGAAAGUUGUCGUCGGUGGACGGUGUAGAUGAUGAGUAUUGUGGUCCUCCAGCUAUUGAUUGCUGGGAAUAUCUUCCAGUACAUGUCUGAUUCCAUGCAAGCUAUGAAAGAAUAGGCUAACAAUUCUUGCUGGUUAGCACUCUGCUGGUUUUUCCUCACCCUUUUUGUUCCUGAACAGACAGGAGACAAAGCUGGAAUGAGGAAGUUUUAAAAGAGAAAAAAUUAUAUAGUUGGGGGUAUUGAGAAUAGGUUUGUUCAGACCAACCCUUUUUUUUUCCUUGCAAACUUAAUACAUUCAUUGAAUUUAUUCUUGCGUCAGUUACUUUUGAGAAGUGUGGAAUAUAUACAUGUGAUGGUUGGUGGUGAUGGUGGUGAAGUUUUAGGUCCAAGACAAGUGUUUAUUGGCAUGUGACACUGUCAAAGUCUCAUGGUGUUUUAAUAUUUAUGAUAAGCUAGCAUAGGAUGGAUUCUUUUUAGUUGUUUGUCACAGGCAUUUGGUUUCUCUUCGGAGGGCUAUGCACUGUAGUUGAAAUUAUGCAUGUCAGAUAAACUUCUUACCAUGUACCAUUAAAAGAACAAAUGUGGUAUUUGUUUAUAUAGAAUGGUACAUUUAAAUCUUUUGCAA
Messenger RNA from Vigna angularis (adzuki bean), 1701 nucleotides. RefSeq names its product KH domain-containing protein At2g38610. Bases 234 to 1079 code for a protein of 281 amino acids. Gene Ontology annotation, biological process: regulation of mRNA splicing, via spliceosome. Gene Ontology annotation, cellular component: nucleus. The record is from RefSeq and is a predicted model, not a curated record. Lineage: Eukaryota; Viridiplantae; Streptophyta; Magnoliopsida; Fabales; Fabaceae. The transcript has 7 exons. Gene Ontology annotation, molecular function: mRNA binding.